AUGCAAAGUUGGUGCCUGUCCUCUUACUGAGGUCAAUUACUGAGUAUUAAUCAGAAAUAUUGCAUCAUGAAACAGAAGUUAUGGAAAAUGGUAUUUAUUUAAAGAGAUCAACUCCAUGUGCUACGAAGUCAGUCCCUGCAUCUGUCCCUCACCCCACAUUGGCUUUGUCCUAGUGCGUAUCCCUUCAUUUGGGAUUUGGCAUGUGGAGAGAAAGUAGAGGAAUGAAAGCAGUAAAAAAGAAUGCAGAGUAGCUUCACAAAGAAACUGCUGCAAGAGGAAUUGGACUGCAGCACCUAAAACUGCCAAGUUAUUCUGCAGCUUCAGGGCCGGGGGAGGUGGGAGGAGGGAAUGGCAGAGGAGGAAUGAAGGCUGCAUGUGAAAUUCUGUUUCUGUAGAUUUUUAUCUCUAUGGUUAGGUCUUGAAUAACAGAUCUCCUGCCCUUUUGACUCAUUCUCAAGAGGAUCUGACUUUUACCAAGGUGAUGGGGUGUCUGUAGCCAGUGGUCAUCCUUCGCUUGAGCAGAAAUGUGCAUCUUUAUCAGUCUGGGAUCGUGGUUAUUACACUAUAUACAUACAAACUGCUCCCCUACUGGGGCCAGAGAUAAGGAAAAAAAUAACCCUAUAUAAUGAUAAAAGGGAGCUAUAAAUCCUUCAUGUGCUAUAGGGAAAAAAUUACUUUUACUGGCAUUUUUUUCCCACCUGAAAUUAGGUUUGUAUCUCUGUGACAGCUUUAUUUCCGCUGCAGGGGGAUUAUUAUUAUUUAUUGGUUACUGUCUGUCUUAGUUCUUUGAGGGACAAUGUCUCAUUUUCCCAGUUAUGUGUGUAUUUGUUAAAGCAGCGCCAAUUGUGAGUUUGGCUGAGGUUAUGCUACAGUAACCUAGACGCAGGAUCUGUAUUGAUAAAGCUCCCAAUGAACCAAAACUAUUCAGCCACACGUUAGGCACUCUUCAUUGAGCAAGGCUGGCACCUGAGACAAGGGCUGGUGGUGGCAGUAGUGGGGAUGGAGUCUGGAGACAAACGGACCACCAGUGCUGCCUGUUGUCUAAUGGGAAGCUGCAUGGCAAAAAGAUAUCUUUCUCUACUCCAAUCCUAACAACCUUGAUUUGUGAGAAGAUUCUCAGCUUGUAUUAGAGACAGGAGACAGGUUAUUGCAGGCAUAUUACCUCUUGUAUCUCUACAGGACUGAAACGUGAUUGAAGCCCAAAGUGACCAAGAUAGAAGGCAGCAGGCAGUGGAGAUUUAUUUUUUUUAAUUAUUUUUAUUUUAAAUUCAGACACUUUGAAUGAGAGCUAUAAACAACAACCCUCCCAGCAGCCCUUCUCCUACACUAGGAGAAAUCCCAUAGAAGCAGUAACAGAACCAAAACAAAGUGAGUGUAUCACAAACAGCUCAUUGAUGCCUACAUCUAUAUCAAUAGCUUUGUCUGGUUCCCUUCAAUUCUUCCUUCUUAGACAGCUAUUGCUGUGGUCAGCAGGGUGGUCACAGCUUCCUUGUGUCCUCUUGCUGGUUUCCAUUAUUUAUCUCUGCUUGUUUAAUAUGCCUUUUUUCUCCUCUUCUGGAGGGAAUGGCGGGGGUGGGGGGUUGGAAGGAAAGUGGCAAGGAACAAAGUUGUUCUUGAAUUGGGAAAGAAAGUUCAUAAGUUUCUUCAAAAUAUUUUGGUUUUCAGCUGCCAAUAUGGAGAAGUGGCAGCAUGGCACUCCACCCCCACCCCUUUCCACAACCUUCCACUGAGUGCUGGGGACAAGAACAGAGAAUCUUGUGGUGCUGACUUGUGAUUCAGGAGAUCUGGGAUGAAUUCCUAGCUCAGAUGUAGAGUCCACAUGUGGCCUCAGGCAAGUCACUCAAUUUCUCUGUGCCAGUUUCCCACAUGAGAAAUAUGCCAUGCUUUUCCCAGAUGCUCAGCGGUUUAAGAGAUGGUCAUCCUCUGCCCCCAUGAGCCCAGUGCUGCAGAACUCGCUGGAUGAUGUGAACAUGCUUUUUGAGUUUCUUUUAGCUGAGCUUGAAAUUGACAGAAAUCUGAGGCUCUCCAUAAAAGACGAGGAGCUGGCUUCGCUGAGGAAAGCCAAAGAAUUUGACACUGUCUGCAAUGACAUUAUCCCGAAGAGCAUCACAGAGAUUCGUCGGCUGAGUGCCAGGCUGUCUGACUACCCGAGGGUCCUAAAGAAAGAAGAUUUUGAAAGGACAGUUUUGACCAUGGUCUACACAGCUUACAGGGCAGCUCGAUCUCGGAAGCACCAGAAGGACUCUUGGGCCGAAUCCUUCAUCAGUCUCUACAAGGCCCUGAAGCAUGACUUGAUGUUCUCAUGCAGCAAAAAGCCAUUGCACUGAAGAAAUUUAUACCCCAAGAUUGCAACAAGCUCUGAUGAGAAGGGGACACAUAGCACGUCCACCACUUUAUUCUGUAAACAAUUUAAGUCUAUGCGUAGUUAAAGAUUCUUUAUUCUCUAGCUCCCCCUAGUGGGAUCCUGUUAUAGAAACAUGUUAAACAGGAAAAACAUCUUGUGGCGUCAGUCCCUGGCAUCCAUUCUCGUGUGGGCAAAGAAGAAUGUUUUAUUACUGAGGUAGAAGGGAAUAUUUAUAUUAUAUAUACAUAUUUAAAGGUAUUCCCAAAGGAUGAAGGAAGGGCACGUUCAUCUGGCAAGUUUGAGGGGAAGUUUUAGAAACCCGUUUCCUGUUUUGGAAAGUAGUAGAUGUUUUGAAAUUGCAUUAAACAAAUCCCUGGUGUAAUAUCAACAAAGUUAAUGGCUUUAUGUCUGGGAUGAUUUGGGCUUGAUCUAUCUUGGGGAUGAAGGGGAGUGUGCUCUGGUAACUAGUCUGCAAAGCAAGCUCAGAAGGAGAAUGUGCUGGGGAAUGCUACCUUCCUGGCUGGAAAUGGGGUGUAAAAAAAGAGAGAGAGAGGCCCACUAUAAAAUGAAGAAGAGUCAUGGCAAUUAGAGCUUGGAGGCUCUGGCAAGAGUAAAAUCAUCAAUAUUCUUGUAAAUCAAACUGGUUGACUUGCUUCCCAGCUAUUGGCAAACUAUUUUAAUCUCUUCUUCACAUACAUUGGGUUGAGCCAGUUUUUAUUCACAAGACUGUUUGUUUGUUGAAGGACACAUAGUUAUCUGUGUGUGCAUUCUCCCCAGAAGAGCUCUCACAGCCAGUCUAUAAAGGUCCUUCCGUUAUUUGCACGUCUCUGAGCCUGCAACUAUCUGUCCAUGUGGAGUCAACUGCAGGAUCAGAGCCUAAAUUAAUUUAACAAUUACACAUUUUUCAGCUUGUCCCUAUAACUCAAAGUCACCGAAUUAGUCUCCCGGUUCAGAACAUCUCUGAACUUUGUGAAGGGUGUAAAAAAUCAAGACUUUUAUGGAUAAUUCAUGGAUAGAGGAAAGGUAUUCAUCAGAGAAAUUAUUUGCAAUGAACAGUUCAACCUGUUCUAGUGACAAUCAGGGCCGAUGCAAGACAGUUUCGUGCCCUAGGCGAAACUUCCAUCUUGCACCCCCUCACAGCUAGCCCUGCCCCCGCCCCACAG
Chelonoidis abingdonii (Abingdon island giant tortoise) is the source of this 3507-nucleotide messenger RNA. NCBI's taxonomy places the organism in Eukaryota, Metazoa, Chordata, Testudines, Testudinidae. The record is from RefSeq and is a predicted model, not a curated record.